This is a messenger RNA of Triticum aestivum (bread wheat), 1870 nucleotides long. RefSeq lists its product as uncharacterized. Lineage: Eukaryota; Viridiplantae; Streptophyta; Magnoliopsida; Poales; Poaceae. The record is from RefSeq and is a predicted model, not a curated record. The transcript is spliced from 2 exons. The coding region runs from base 629 to 1375 and encodes 248 amino acids.
UAUCUCAACUUGGUAUCAGAUACCAGCACCCCGUUCCUUCUUUCUCUCAACGCUUCCGCAUCGUCUUCUCCGCCGCACCCGCUCGGCCGACUUCGACGCAACGGCGUCCGCUCCGUUCGCCGCCAUUCCAGUCGCCGCGGCCGCUCCUGCUGCGGCUGCACCUUCUCAGGCAGCUCCCGCUGCCGCGGUCACCACCAUCCCGGCUGCACCCGUGCCCCGCCGUGCGCACCUCGGCGACCUGGGCAAGACGCCAGUCCCUGAAGGCGUCGCGGCUCCUUCCUCGUCCACCUCGGCGCCCUGUGCGACGCCCUCUGCCCAGCCAGCCACCGGCGUCCUGCGCACCGCCGGCAGCACCCCCGUCCCGCGCCUCACGCUGGGUGGCCCCGGCAGCGCCGUCGUCACCCACCUCGGCCUGGGGCGGUCCGACGCCGGUCCUUCCUCCACUGCCGGCCUCCCGCCCUCCAUCGCGCACUACUUCACCAGCAAGCUUCACCUCGAGUCUGGUAACUACUCGCGCUGGCGUAAAUUCUUUUACAUCAUCGCUUGCAAACAUGAGGUUCAGCAUCAUCUCGACGCCGCCACCGACCCGCUCGGCCAGAGCGCUGUGUGGCGAAACGACGACUUGUCCAUGGUGUUGUGGAUGCACGGCGUCGUCGCCGAGGAGCUCCUGGACGUCGUGGCGUCCCCGGACAGCACCGCCUACGACAUCUGGACCCAGCUCCACGUCCUCUUCAUGGACAAUCAGCCGGGCCGCGCCGUCAUCCUCGGCGCCGAGAUCCGGAACCUCGUCCAGGGCGACCUCUUCAUCGCCGAAUACAGCAGGAGGCUCAAGUCCCUGGCCGACGCUCUCGAGGACGUCGGCGAGCACAUCUCCGAUCAGGCCCUCACGCUCCAGCUCAUCUGUGGCCUCAACCGCAAGUUCCAGAUUAUGGCGACGCUCCUCCCGAUGCAGUCGCCGUUCCCCUCCUUCGUGCAGGCCCGUUCUCGCCUCCUCAUGAAGGAGAUCUCCGCCAACGAGCGGGCUCGGCUAGACGGCCGUUCGAAACUCCCCGCCGUUGCACUCACCAUCGGGCACGCCCCGAGUGGCGGCCCCUCUCCCCCCCUGAUCGCGGAUCAGGCAGCGACUCCGCCAACAAGGGCAAGGGGCCCGCUGCAUCUCCCCCAGGCGACAGGGGUAGUGGCUCGCGCGGGCGUGGGUGCGGUCGUGGUCGCGGCCGCGGCGGCCAGUCGUCUGGUGGCGCUCCCGCUGGACGCAGCGCCGCUCCAGCCGGGCCGCAGCCCCCGACUGGCUUCUUCGCUCCAUACGGCGCCUUCCUCCCAGGCCUGCCUGCACCACGGGCCCCUUGGGCUGCGCCAAACGCCGCUGGCGUCCUAGGCCCACGUCCUCCUGCACCGCAUCAGGCCUACCCCGGCCCGUGCACUCGACGACUUCGAGCGGGCCUUCCUGGGAGCAGUACAAUCAGCUGUACGCUGCUCUCCAGGGCCUCUCCAUGCAGCAGCAGCACGCCGGCGGCGCGCCGGACUGGUUCCUCGACAUGGGCGCUACGUCGCACGUCGCUGGACCUAGCCACGGGGAAGCUAAUCAUGAGGUCCAAUAGCCAUGGGGACCUCUAUCCUUUCUUCAACAACUCCGGCGUCCAAGCAGUGCUCUCCGUCGCCACCGAUGACAUAUGGCAUCUUCGUUUAGGGCAUGCUAGCAAUAAAUCAGUUUCUAUUCUUGCACGUGAUUUUCUUCCAACUUGUAAUAACAAUAUGCCUAGCACUUCCCUUUGCUCAUCAUGUAAACUUGGCAAGCAGCCUCGGCUGCCUUUUUCCCAUUCCAUUACUAAAACAAGUGCGCCCUUCCAGUUAAUACAUUGUGACUUGUGGA